UCGUAUCAGUUUCUUGUAUUUAUAAACAUAAUGAUUGCGAGUCUACUGUGACUUCUGAGACGCCUUGACGUGGUUACCGUGUUCAGACACGCCGCGCGAUAUGUCACGCGAAAUAAAAUAAAACUAAAUUAAUUUUAAAGUUAACUAAAUUUCCCAACAGUAUUAUUGUGAAACAGAGUGAUUAAUAACUGUGAUUAUGUCUAAUAGUUAUAAUAUGAAGGAAUUUAGUUCGACGGCGGUAAUAACAGAAAAUGGAGUAUUUCCCUCUACAUUUUCUGUAAACACAAUAAAUACAAAAUGCAAAGAAAACGACAUAGAAGAAAACUCUUACGAUCCAUUUAAAAAUAGAAAACUGGAACAUCCGAACUCAGAUAUAAGAUCAUUCGCUAAUCUCCUAAAAUCUUCACUAGGCUCUGGAAUACUGGCAAUGCCCGCUGCUUUUAAAAAUGCCGGAUCAAUUGUUGGUAUAUUUGGAACAAUUAUAUUAGGUUAUAUCUGUACACAUUGCGUUUAUUUAUUGGUUAAAACAUCACAAGAUGUAUCCAGAGUAUCAAAAGUACCCUCACUGGGAUAUGCAGAAACAGUUGAAGCAGUUUUUGCAACUGGACCGAGACCGUUACGCAAAAUUGCUACUGCUAGCAGGAUAUUUAUAGACUGGGCGAUGGCUCUAACAAUUCUUGGCGCUUGUGCAGUGUAUGUCAUCUUACUCGUCGAUUCUGUACAACAGAUAGUCGAUUUCUACUCUGCAGAUAAUAGUAUAACAAAAACAAUGUACUGUCUUAUGUUUCUGGUGCCUAUCUUAUUAUUUACACAAAUCAAAAACCUGAAGUACAUCGCGCCAUUCUCGGGUUUCGCCAAUAUACUAUUAGUACUAACUUUUCUGAUAUGCCUUUACUAUAUUUGUGAUGAAUUUCCUGAAUUUGAGUCCAAACCGAAAUCAGUUGAUAUUGGAAGACUGCCAUUAUUUGUUGGAACGGUUAUAUUCGCCAUGGAAGGCAUCGGUGUUGUAUUACCAGUAGAGAAUACGAUGGCCAAACCUCAGCAUUUUCUGGGUUGUCCUGGGGUUUUAAAUAUCACUAUGUCAAUUGUAGUUCUCUUAUACAUGAUUAUGGGAAUAUUGGGAUACUUAAAGUAUGGAGAAGCUGCUGCUGGUAGUAUAACUUUAAAUCUUCCCACUGAAGAAAUCCCUGCGUUGAUGGCGAAAGUGUUCAUCACAUUAGCUAUAUUCUUUACAUAUAUCCUGCAAUUCUACGUUCCCAUGGAAAUCGUGUGGAGAAAUAUUAAACAACGUGUAACUCAAAGAUACCACAAUCAUGCACAAGCUGUAAUGCGAGCGAUAUUUGCGACACUCACUGUGGCAGCUGCAGCAACGCUUCCUCGAUUGGAGCAAGUAAUCGGACUGGAAGGGGCAUUUUUCUACUCCUUCCUUGGAUUAAUCGCACCUUCAAUUAUUGACCUCAUCUUUAGAUGGGAAAGAGGCCUCGGAAAGUACAAUUAUGUAGUAUAUAAGAAUUUGUUUUUGAUUAUAUUCGGUUUUUUUGUUUUAGUAACAGGAGUAAUGCAAAGCGUAAGAGAAAUCAUUAAAACAAGUUAAAUGCAUUAAUAAGAAUUAAAUAUUUAAUUAUUGACUGACGUGAACAAUAUGUAAAUAAUAAAUGAAUUUAUUUUAAUAACAUUAUAAAUAGGAC
Zerene cesonia (dogface butterfly) is the source of this 1688-nucleotide messenger RNA. Its product is annotated as proton-coupled amino acid transporter-like protein pathetic. NCBI's taxonomy places the organism in Eukaryota, Metazoa, Arthropoda, Insecta, Lepidoptera, Pieridae. Gene Ontology annotation, cellular component: vacuolar membrane. The transcript is spliced from 9 exons. The record is from RefSeq and is a predicted model, not a curated record. Gene Ontology annotation, biological process: amino acid transmembrane transport. Bases 197 to 1594 code for a protein of 465 amino acids. Gene Ontology annotation, molecular function: amino acid transmembrane transporter activity.